Messenger RNA from Mucor mucedo, 1325 nucleotides. RefSeq lists its product as uncharacterized. Gene Ontology annotation, biological process: nucleotide-sugar biosynthetic process. Bases 266 to 1234 code for a protein of 322 amino acids. Gene Ontology annotation, molecular function: GDP-L-fucose synthase activity. The transcript is spliced from 7 exons. NCBI's taxonomy places the organism in Eukaryota, Fungi, Mucoromycota, Mucoromycetes, Mucorales, Mucoraceae. The record is from RefSeq and is a predicted model, not a curated record.
CGACUGGAUAUAAAAGUAAUGGGCUAGUCGAGCUAUCGAACUGUCAAACAGUUUUUUAUUUUUAUUUUUCUUUUUUUGACAGGUGAAAGUACUAUGAAUUUGUCAUGGAACUAGUGUUACAGCCAGAAUAUGUUGCACAAAACGGCUAUCAUUUUCUUGUUUUUUUAGUUGGCGCUCCAAAAAUAGAAUCCUCUAAAUAAGGGCGUUGGGCUUGUUUUUUAUUUUUAUAUCUUCUUUUUUUUUCUUUCUGACAAAUACAAAAAAAAUGUCUGAAUCUGUUAUUCUCGUUACUGGUGGUUCUGGUCUUGUUGGUGAGGCCGUGAAGUGGGUUAUUGAAAACGAAAGUAACCCUCGUUAUGGCAAGAAAGAAGGCGAGAAGUGGGUCUUCUUGUCUUCCAAAGAUGGUGACUUGAGAAAGGAAGCCGAUGUCAAGGCCAUCUUUGAAAAGUACAAGCCUACUCAUGUCAUUCAUUUGGCUGCGAUGGUUGGUGGUCUGUUCAAGAACAUGAAGUAUAAGCUCGACUUUUUACGUGAAAAUAUGAUGAUGAACGAGAACAUCUUGUGGCAAUCCAAGGAAUUCAAUGUUAAGAAGGUUGUUUCUUGUCUUUCUACCUGUAUUUUCCCUGACAAGACCACCUACCCUAUUGACGAAACCAUGGUUCAUGAUGGUCCUCCUCAUGAUUCUAACUUUGGCUAUGCUUAUGGUAAGCGUAUGAUUGAUGUUUAUAACCAUGCCUACAAUGAGCAAUUCGGUUGUCACUUCACCUCUGUUAUCCCCACCAACGUCUUUGGCCCCCAUGACAAUUAUGAACUCGAAGGUUCCCACGUUUUACCCGGUUUAACACACAAGUGUUACCUUGCAAAGAAAAACAACACUCCCUUUGUUGUUUGGGGUUCUGGUAAGCCUCUUCGUCAAUUCAUUUACUCUCGUGAUUUAGCCAAGCUCUUUAUUUGGGUCUUGAGAGAGUACGAAGAAAUUGAUCCCAUUAUUUUAUCUGUUGGUGAGGAGGACGAAGUUUCUAUCAAGGAUGUUGCUGACGGUAUUGUUAAGGCCAUGGAUUUCAAGGGAGAAUAUGCCUUUGAUUCUACCAAGGCCGACGGUCAAUACAAGAAGACUGCCAACAACCACAAAUUGAUGAAAUAUAUCCCUGAUUUUGAAUUCACUCCCUUUGAUGUUGCCAUCAAGGAAUCCGUAGAAUGGUUUGAACAAAACUAUGAUACUUUGCGCAAGUAGAUUACACGAACAAUAAUAAAUAAAUAAAAAAUAAAAAAAAAAGAAACAGUUGCAUUUUAUAUUACUGCAUGCAAUCAGCUUUACAGUUUUA